Molecule: messenger RNA, 1259 nt
Organism: Drosophila arizonae
Lineage: Eukaryota; Metazoa; Arthropoda; Insecta; Diptera; Drosophilidae
Gene: rho-6
Product: serine protease rhomboid 6
Cellular component (GO): membrane
Molecular function (GO): serine-type endopeptidase activity
Source: RefSeq, a predicted model, not a curated record
CGGACGUUCCGUUUGUAUUGUAUAUUGCUAAGCAGUUGUGCUAUCGGUCAGAAAAGUGCUUACGUGUGUAUAAUAUCAAUGCAGCCCACUGACAGCAAACCGAACAUAAAGGAUGCCAGCCUGUGGCUGCUGUCAGAGCCGCGAGCGCCGCUGCAAAAGAGUUCCAUUGAUGACUCGACGUCGACGCAUUCAUCGCACCGACGACGUCUUUGCCGCUUGCCCUGGUUCCUACUGCUGAUGUCCUUUGUGGAGAUCUUGCUGUAUCUGAUUGCCGACGCGUGCAUGCAGCGGCGCCUCAUAUACAAGCCGAAGCUGGGGCACGAGUACUGGCGCUUCUUUACAUACAUGCUGCUCCACGCUGAUCUCUGGCACCUGUGGAUCAACAUCUGCCUGCAGUGCUUCAUUGGAGUCUACCUGGAAGUGGAGCAAGGUCACUGGCGCUUGGCCGUCGUCUAUCUAACGGGCGGCCUUUGUGGCGGCCUGGCCAACGCCAGUCUGCAGCCGGGGCUCGCGCUGAUUGGCGCAUCGGCGGGCGUCUAUGCAAUGCUGUGCAGUCAUGUGCCCCACCUGGUUUUGAAUUUCUCGAAAUUGUCGCAUCGCACUUGGCGCGUCGCCGUCCUCCUGAUCUUGUUCGUCAGCAAUGUGGCAUACACGGUUUAUCACUUCUGCCUCAAUGACAAUCGCAACCCGCGCAUCAGUCUGGAGGCCCAUUUGGGUGGGGGCGUGGCCGGAUUGAUAUGCGGCUUUCUCGUUUACAAGCGAAUCUCUUCGGAAACACCAAGUUUGUAAUUAACUCUGAUCGAUCGAUUCCAGAUUCGAUUAGAUCUGCCUUAACUUGGUCUCAACAUUUGCAAUUCAACUCAAAUCCGCCGGAAAAAGCCAAAUCAAAUUCAUCGAAUAAAUUUCUGGCAGUAUUCACGCUUGGCUUUUAUGGCCAAGCUAUUGACUCUUAAGGGCAUCCAUAAAUUUCUAUGCUUCAGUUGGUAAAGUGUUAUUUUUACACCAUCGAAUCGAUUUUAUAGACUCAAUCUUAUGACUCAGCUAAUUAGGUGGAAUAAUGCAUAAGGCAAGGGUAAUUACAUAUUUAUGUUUUUAUAUUUAUUUCCAUCUGAACUGGAUCAUUGAUCAUUUUCAUUUAGCAGUGCAAUUAGCUUCAAUAUAUUUUUAGCAGUGGCUCAUAACUCACUAACGUCGAGACUGAUUUGGUGGAAUUGGUGGAUUCUCAAUGAAUCAAUUGAAUAGUUUUCAGGUUAAUCGAA